This is a messenger RNA of Macrosiphum euphorbiae (potato aphid), 390 nucleotides long. NCBI's taxonomy places the organism in Eukaryota, Metazoa, Arthropoda, Insecta, Hemiptera, Aphididae. The record is from the annotation of a GenBank genome assembly.
AUGUCGUUGUCUGCCACUAAUGCACAGACACAUCAUAUUUCAGACAGUCGAGGAACUCAUAACGUCAACAAUGGUUAUUUAUUACCAUUGAACAUAGGGCGCGCGUAUAGUACAAGUAAUUUCCCCAAAAGAAAACAAAAACGAAGCAUGAGACGUUCGACAUCAACGACUUCGUCUGCAUUAGCGUUGCUGGCAUUUCUAUUUUUUUUGAACAUACUACAGAGAUCCUUGGAUGAGAGCAAACAAGGACCAGUGCUGAUGACGCGCAUAACAAAGCAGACAAAAAUAAGACCGCGCAAUGAUUUCAUUGAAGACAAACAGGCAACUAUUGAAACUACUACUCUUGACAAUAUUAUAGUUAAAAAAUUUGAAAACAUUUAUAAUAAGUAG